UGUCCCAUUGGGCAUAUUCCCAUUCACUUCCUGCCCCAUAGCCAAAACAGGAAGUGAGAGGAAAUACCUCCAAAAUGAGGAACUCCUGGUUUUCACCAGGGUCAUUAGAAUUAGUGUCCCCAUUGGAAGAUUUCUAUUCCUGUUCUGGUGACAACCCAAAAUUUGGUAUUUUCUUUCACUUUCAGUGAGGGGCAGACUGACAACUCAUGGGGCCCCGGGCAAUAGGGGAUCAUGGGGCCCCUGUGUCCUUGCCCAAACUCAAAAAAGCCUAUGAAAAAGGUACCAGGGGCAUCUCAUGGGGCCCCCUACUGACCCCGGGCCCUCGGGCAGUGCUCGAGUUUCCAAAUGGUUAGUCCGCCCCUG
Molecule: messenger RNA, 363 nt
Organism: Staurois parvus
Lineage: Eukaryota; Metazoa; Chordata; Amphibia; Anura; Ranidae
Source: the annotation of a GenBank genome assembly